Molecule: messenger RNA, 1726 nt
Organism: Striga asiatica
Lineage: Eukaryota; Viridiplantae; Streptophyta; Magnoliopsida; Lamiales; Orobanchaceae
Source: the annotation of a GenBank genome assembly
UAGCUCCAAUGUGGAACAGCCCCACAUGAAGUUGUCCCAUUAGCUGUCGCCUCCAUAACGGAGCCAACGGUUGGCUCACUAGCAUUAUUGUACAUUGUAUUAUGUAUGCGACAAAAAAUAUCAACGUCAGUAUGAAACUAGAGUAAAAUACUAAAAUAUGAAAUGUUGUUUCUUGAAAUGUCUAGACACUGCAAAACUACACAGUACUCACCCCUCAAAUCAUACAUAAAUACGUGCACACAGAUUGGCAAGAAUAGUAUAAUCAGAAACCGUUUGAUAACUAAGCAAAAGCCCAAAUAAAAAUUUCAGCUGUUAAUUAAAUAGUCUCAUCAAUGGCGGCUUCACUAGAAACAGAGCACCCAGUGAAGGCUCUUGCUUGGGCUGCUAAGGAUCCAUCUGGGGUUUUCGCUCCUCUCAACUUCUCCAGAAGGGCAACCGGUGAGCAUGAUGUGCAGUUCAAAGUUCUCUACUGUGGCAUUUGCCAUUCAGACCUUCACUUGGCCAAGAACGAGUGGGGAAACACUAUUUACCCUUUGAUUCCAGGUCAUGAGAUUGUGGGGGUCGUAACCGAAGUCGGGCCCAAGUGCCGCACGUGCGGUGAGUGCGCGAAAAACGAGGAGAGCUACUGCCCGAAACAAGUGCUCUCGAUCAACGCGCGCUAUUACGACGGCACGGUAACCUACGGUGGCUUCUCAAACCUCAUGGUGGUUGACGAGAAUUUCGCCAUCCACUGGCCAGAGGGCCUGCCGCUCGACGCCGGUGCUCCGCUCCUCUGUGCCGGAAUCACGACCUACAGCCCGUUGAAGAGGUUCGGGCUUGACCGGCCCGGAGCAAGUGUUGGCGUAGUCGGGCUUGGCGGAAUCGGGCAUUUGACGGUGAAGUUUGCAAAGGCGUUGGGGAGUAAAGUGACGGUCAUAAGCACGUCGUUGAGCAAGAAGAAAGAGGCAAUCGAGACUUUUGGGGCCAACGAGUUCUUGGUUAGCCAUGAUCAAGAUCAGAUGCAUGCGGCUACAGGUACACUGGACGGAAUCAUAGACACUGUCUCGACAAACCACUCUCUAUUACCGUUAGUCAACCUCUUAAAACCUCACGGCAAGCUCAUCUUGGUCGGUAUACCGUCUAAACUCGAGGUCCCUAUUUUCCCCCUACUUUUAGGUGGGAAGGCUAUAGUAGGGACUGCUAGUGGGGGAAUAAAAGAAACGGAAGAAAUGCUCGAUUUUUGCGCCAAGCACAAGAUAUUGCCGGAAGUCGAGAUAGUACCAAUGGAUUAUGUGAACACGGCCAUGGAGCGUAUCGAGAAAAACGACAUCAAGUACCGAUUCGUUAUCGAUGUUGGGAAUUCAUUGAAGGAUUGAUUGAGUGCUCCUAAUUAAGUAAGAUUGUCAUUUGUCAAAGUAUGCAUGCCUAUGUGCAUGUGGUUGAUCUUUAUAAGGUUGUUUGUAAUUUGAAAUUAUCUUAAGUGUUUCAUGAUAAGUACGUACACUCUUGUGUAAUGUUGUAUGUGGAGGUCCAAUGUGUGUUGAAUAAGGGCAUCCCUCUCUGUGUGCAUGUUGUUGAUCCUUAUAAGGUUGUAACUUGAAUAAUCUUAGGGUUUCAUGAUAAAUAGUACUCUUGUGUAAUGUUGUAUGUGGAGGUCCAAUGUGUUGACUUCUAAUUGCUAUCCAAGGCAUAUCAAGGGAUAGUGUUGAUCAAUUUGAAUAUGCUACGUUUCAUGCUACUAGUGUAU